AUGGCGCCGAUCGAAAUCGAUCGGGAUCCAAGUCUCCUUCCAGCUUUACAGCUAGGAGGACAUAUACUCUUAACGUCAUGUUUAACAGCCCUCGUUUCUCGCACCAUUUAUCGUUCAUACCUGGCACUCCCACCUUCAUCUGCCACAAGACAUCGUCAACCUUUAAGGCGUAAUCAUGUUAGGAUAUUCAUCAGUUUGGCUUUAUUAGGUCUGAUUACUGCUGGAUGGUUCGGUGUGAGUGGGGCGAGUUUAAGCUAUAGAGUUUGGGCACUUGAGAGAGGCGUUGAGCUGCCUGAUAGUCUUUUUGGUGAUAAAGGUGCUUUUCGAUUGGGUCAACAUCCAGGUCGAUUCGAAAUCAUCAGAUGGCUUAACGAUACCCCUUUCUACCGUGAUAAUCUGGAGAUAGUCGCCGAAAAUCCAAGAUACUUUUGGUGGGGUCAACAAGCUAAUUUUGCCAUGAAUUCGUUCAGUACAUAUGUAGCUAUUGAAGGACGCCGAAGAAAUAUCUCUAACCUAUGGGCAUUCAUUCUCCUGGGACAGCUUGUUAAUGUAUCAUUUGCUCAAAACUUGUGGUUCGUAGCUAUUCUGUUGACUCCAGUUCCAUUGCCAGAGAACGUGGAUGUCUUGACUGAUACGAGGAGAGUUUUCGGGAGUGUGCACAAAUUAUGGUUCGAGAAGAUCGUUCCACAAAGAGCUCAUAAUUGGCUACCAAAUUCUGGCUUCUACAUUGCCUCACUUAUCUCUGGGUAUGGUACCUUGUUCUUGACACCUUUUGCGGCCAAUACAUCUUCAUUUGGGACAGUAGCACUCUUAUCGAUGUCGCUUCCUUUCGCACCAUUAUUACUUCCAUACAUUAUACCUGAGCAUUGGGGAACUACGUACGAUCACCCACAUGAAGCUCAUUCUUCAUACAAGAGAAUUUUUCGCAGUCUCUCCAUGAUAUCCUCGAUUCUUCAUGUUAGAACCACGGGAUUGGCUUUACUCUAUAAUACACCAGAGAAUCACUAUUACCGCCACAGUCUACUUCAUCCUCUCGACAAGGUCAAUCGAUCAAACACAUCUCGUGCAUUCACAGCCUUAGAAAGAGUCUUCGGUGCAAUAUCAGACCACCCUGCUGUAGCGUCUGUCGGAUAUGAUGUUAUUCUAUCCGGGUUAAGUCUUGGGACAUGGGCUGCUGUGAGAGGAUUAGAUGGUAUUGAGAUUUUACGAGUGGUCAUCCCUUGGAUGAAGAAAGAUAAAGCAGGGGUAAAGGUUAAGGAGGAAGUGGAAGGUAUCUCUCAACUUGACACUCCCUCUCCUAUUCGUCGCCGAGGCCGUCCUAGGAAAUCCAAUAGAUCCUCACAAGUUGUCGUAUAUGUCCCAACGGCUACCACUACUCCAAAUCUAGCCGAAGGUGAUCAUGAUGAGGAUGAAGAUUGGGAAAUUGCAGCUCUUACAUGGGGUGUAUUGUCCGCUACAGGUCUAGGUGUUGGCAGCGCUGGAGUUUAUGGCGCGAAGAUGACGGCUAGGUGA
This is a messenger RNA of Botrytis porri, 1512 nucleotides long. RefSeq lists its product as uncharacterized. The transcript is spliced from 5 exons. NCBI's taxonomy places the organism in Eukaryota, Fungi, Ascomycota, Leotiomycetes, Helotiales, Sclerotiniaceae. The record is from RefSeq and is a predicted model, not a curated record. Bases 1 to 1512 code for a protein of 503 amino acids.